GGGGCCCGGGUGGUGCUGCUGGACCUGGGCACCUCGGAGGGGGGAAAAGUGGCCGCGGAGCUGGGCGAGAGCUGCGCCUUCGCCCCCGCCGAUGUGACGUCCCCCGAGGAGGUGGAGGCGGCGCUGGCGCUGGCGCAGAAGGAGUUUGGGCGGCUGGACCUGGCGGUGAACUGCGCCGGCGUGGGCAUCGCCGUCAAGACCUACAACAGCAAGAAGGACCGGGUGCACGGGCUGGAGGACUUCCAGAGGGUGGUCAAC
This is a messenger RNA of Mesitornis unicolor (brown roatelo), 258 nucleotides long. It is a transcript of the gene HSD17B10, whose product is annotated as hydroxysteroid (17-beta) dehydrogenase 10. The record is from RefSeq and is a predicted model, not a curated record. Lineage: Eukaryota; Metazoa; Chordata; Aves; Mesitornithiformes; Mesitornithidae. The annotation marks the transcript as partial. The transcript has 2 exons. Gene Ontology annotation, molecular function: estradiol 17-beta-dehydrogenase [NAD(P)+] activity. Gene Ontology annotation, biological process: estrogen metabolic process; androgen metabolic process; fatty acid metabolic process. Gene Ontology annotation, cellular component: mitochondrion.